This is a messenger RNA of Impatiens glandulifera, 1106 nucleotides long. RefSeq names its product cinnamoyl-CoA reductase 1-like. Lineage: Eukaryota; Viridiplantae; Streptophyta; Magnoliopsida; Ericales; Balsaminaceae. Bases 82 to 1059 code for a protein of 325 amino acids. The transcript has 6 exons. Gene Ontology annotation, molecular function: oxidoreductase activity, acting on the CH-OH group of donors, NAD or NADP as acceptor. The record is from RefSeq and is a predicted model, not a curated record.
ACUUCAUUCUAAGUUACAUUUUACUUUUUCAAGAUUUAAAGCCUUGUCAAAAUUACUUAAUUAAAUUCUUGUGUAGAAAGAAUGACGAAGAGCAUCGCCAAAGGAAGCGUUUGUGUAACAGGAGCGGGAGGGUAUGUAGCUUCUUGGCUCAUAAAACUCCUCCUUUCCAAUGGUUACACCGUACAUGGAACCGUUAGAGACCCUCCUCAGGAUGAGAAAUAUUUGCAUCUAAGGAAUCUUGAGAAUGCAGAGGAGAAAUUGAAACUAUUCAAAGCACAUCUGUUUGAUUAUGACUCCAUGGUUGCAGCCAUUAGUGGCUGCAAAGGAGUUUUUCAUGUUGCCAGCCCUGUUCCAUCCGGCUCUGUUCAAAACCCUGAGGUAGAACUAGUUGAAACAGCAGUAAAAGGAACACAAAAUGUAUUGAUGGCCGCACUCGAAGCAAAUGUUAAUCGUGUCGUGUUUGUAUCAUCCGUUGCUGCUGUCCAGGUGAACCCUGCUAUGUCCAAGGAUCAAUUAGUUGAUGAAACUUGCUGGUCUGACAAAGAUUUCUGUCGAAACACCAAUAACUGGUACUGUCUAUCGAAAACUGAAGCCGAAAUGAAGGCUAUGGAAUUCGCAAAAAGAAGCAAAGGACUUGAUCUUGUAACUCUCUGCCCUGGCCUUGUUUUUGGGCCAAAACUGCAGCCUUCUAUAAAUAACAGCAGUUGGUUUCUCAUCAAUUUCAUCAAAGGAAUGAUGCAAGAAGAAACGGAUAACUUGUUCCGAAUGAUAGUAGAUGUGCGCGAUGUUGCUCGAGCUCUAUUACUUGUUUAUGAGAAACCGGAAUCUGAAGGAAGGUACAUUUGUUCUGCUCAUUCAAUCCGACCAAAGGGUCUGGCCGAGAUGCUCAAAAAGAUUUACCCAUCUGCUAAAUAUUUCAACAACUUCAACGAAGAGAAUCGUGAUCAAAGGAAGAUAAGUUCAGACAAGUUGCAGAAGCUGGGAUGGACUUUCAUGCCUUUGGAACAAACACUUGCUGAUUCUGUGGAGAAUUACAAACGAGCUGGACUUCUUGAUUAAGGAAGAAUUGCAGACAAGUUACAAUGAUAAUGUUUUUUUAAAUAAUA